CCCUACCAGUGGUGCCUGGUAGAGCAGAAGGCUGGUCUACAAUCCCAAUUCCCACAGAAUCUCAGCACUUCCCCACCGAGCCUGAACACCCAAUAGGUGGAGACUAGAAUCCUGCCCGGAAAACCCCGUCUUUUUUCCGGUACCGCUCUUUGCGGUGGGAAAGGCGGGACUUCCGGCGUCACUUUCCGGAGACGGCCCCUCCUCUCGGUGCGGGAGGUUCAAACUGCUACCUCGCUUUGUGUUUUGUUUGUUUUGUUUUGGUCCUCCGGUCUCCGAUGCUGCCCCAAAGGACUGGACUGAUGUUUCAAUCGAAACACUUCCUGUGUCCAUGUUUUUCCGUAGAUGUGAUUAUUUUUCUUCAUCAAGAAAUAGCUCUCGGUAGUUAAUAUAUUACUUACUGAAGGAACCGUGGCGAAGCGGUCGCAGACAGUACAGUUCCUGCCACUUGAGCAAAAUAAAGGUCGGUCAGAGGCCGUGGUUGCCCUCCUUUCGAAGUGGAAAACAACUUCGCAGCCCACAACUGCCGUCCCUGCUGAGAAGUGCGGCGUACCCAGGCAUGGGAACGGCAGCUGAAGUGCGAAUGGUACUGUACGAGGAUGACUCAGUCCAAGUGAACUAUGCUGAUGGUUCCACACUGCAGCUCUCUCCUUGCGGCUCUGAAUUUCUCUUUGAAAAGGCACCUCCUUCUUCAACACAUCCUUUAGAACAACCAGAGAGGAUUCGUCAGCGGACACACUUUGUUAUUAGCAACUACCGAGAGCAACUACAGCGAGCCCUAGAUUUUCGAAACUCUUCAGCUACUUGCCCUUUUUUAUCUGAAAGCAUCAUACCUUCUGAAAGAAAAAAGCGUAUCUUCAUUGAUUUCUCGGAAGUAGAGUGGCCCAGCCCUGACAGAGACGACUGCAUCACGUACUCGGAGAGUGGCGUAGUGAAGAUCACGUCACUGGAUGGACACGCGUACCUUUGCCUGCCCAGAUCUCAGCAUGAAUUUACAGUGCAUUUUUUGUGUAAAGUGAGCCAGAAGCCAGAUUCAUCUGGGAUUCCACCCGAAACGAAGAAUCGGGUCCCAAAAGAAGAACUAGUCGGGAAGACCAGAAACGUCUGCAGAAGUGGACGUUUACCAGGACAAAGGUUAAGGAAUAAAGAAAACGAAACUCCUCGCCAGCUCUUGACAUCUAAAAACGCUUCAGCGGACAUACGUUGCGUGAGUGAAACUGAGGGGAGGGAGGAGCUGCCUUCCCCAGGCACAGAGCACAGAUACGGCCACGUGUGGGUGAAGCAGUCGUGGUCUGCUGCCGCCUGUCCAGAGGAGUGGAAGUACCCUCUGUCUUUGGGACUUCGCUUCUAUAACAAAGUUCCUGCCCCAUCUGCAGCUGAUGCAGAAGUCCCUGUGAGUGGCACUGUGACUUCUGACAAUCCUGAAGAGAGAGGAACAGGGGUUUCUGUCCUUCCCAGGGCCUUGUUACUCAGCUGCCCUGCCCCACACAUGCACAGGUGGAACUUCUGUGACUCACUUGUACAGAGACAGUCUGAUGCAGAAGAGUAUUCCUAUCCUGAGCUUGUGAAGGUGGUGUGGUAUAAGGGUGUUACAUACAGGCUUACCCAUAAAAAUGUAAACUCAGUAGAGAUUUUUCCUGGCGAUGGAUCGGUUUUCAGGUCAGAAGGAACUCAUUUUGGCAACUAUUUCACAUAUUCAAGCCAGGACGACUCAGGAAAGAGAGAAGAGAAAACUUAUUCUGUAAAUAACCUACCUCCAGACAGACCAGGAAAUCUCUACUCUGUCCGUUCCCUGAUUAAACAGGCAACCAGAAUUCUUCAACAUUGUGCCAAGAUAAGGCUUUCACUAAGCCACAACUACCAUGUAUGCUGCUGGAGAAUGGCACCUGGAGUAAAUGUUAGCAGUAUCCUGCCCGUGCUUCUGAAGGAAUCCCUCAUCCCAGGCGUGGGGAGAUUCCUCGCCUACUCUGAUGACAAAGUCCAUGCUGUCUUUUUGGAUGGCGUCACACUAACGCUGAAUUGGGAUCUUAGCUCCUCUGCUGAAAAGACACAAGUAGAUCAAGGUCUCAGCUUACGCUGGUGCAGAUUAACUUUUCCUGAUGGACAGGAUCAGUUAAUUCAAACCGAGCACCCUGGAGCGUAUGAAAGAUAUGUGACUUCAGUAGUAACAUGGUGCAGAAGACUAACGCAGACUAGUUCAAGACACGUGUCCCCACGUCUCUCACCUGUUCCCGAGGAAAAUUGGUCUGUUGCUUCUGAGCUUGAGAAAAUACAGAAAUUUAACUGGCUGCUGGAAAACAGUGGUGUCCUCAACCUGACUUCUGGCAAGAAAAAUGAACAGUGUUCUUCUGAUCACGAUAAACCAGGAUCUUCAGAAACCUUGCCAGAAGCAACUAAUGAAGAGAGUGUAUCAGUAGCAUUGAAAAGAACUUCUGAAGUCCUUCAGGAUAUUGACUAUCUUCUGUCACUCUCUAGAAAGUGAAAAAUGGCAGUAUUACAAAAUCUUAAGGAUGUUUCAAAUUACUAGUAUGGAAUUGCUAACCCAAGAAAUUGCAGAUGUUACUUCUGCAGAAUGAUCGUUCAGAACUGAUUUCACUUUGAUUGGAUUUUGCUCAGCUUGUAAAUUUUAGUGUUCGUGUGUAUAUGCACUUUUUAAAAUAAAAAAAUUUUGAAAUUUUGAACUA
Molecule: messenger RNA, 2681 nt
Organism: Rattus rattus (black rat)
Lineage: Eukaryota; Metazoa; Chordata; Mammalia; Rodentia; Muridae
Gene: C3H5orf34
Product: chromosome 3 C5orf34 homolog
Exons: 13
Coding region: 557-2479 (640 amino acids)
Source: RefSeq, a predicted model, not a curated record